This is a messenger RNA of Mucor velutinosus, 1095 nucleotides long. RefSeq lists its product as uncharacterized. Gene Ontology annotation, molecular function: oxidoreductase activity; FMN binding. NCBI's taxonomy places the organism in Eukaryota, Fungi, Mucoromycota, Mucoromycetes, Mucorales, Mucoraceae. The record is from RefSeq and is a predicted model, not a curated record. The coding region runs from base 1 to 1095 and encodes 364 amino acids. The transcript has 2 exons.
AUGUCAAACACUGCCCUCUUUAGCCCCAUGAAAUUAGGCAAGCACGAGCUCAAGCAUCGCAUUGCUCUUGUUCCUCUUACCAGAUUCCGUGCUGAUGAAAAUGCCGUGCCCACUGAUCUUCAAGCUGAAUACUAUGAACAACGUGCUACUGAUGGUGGUCUCUUGAUCACUGAAGCUACCUUCAUCACCCACAAGGCUGGUUCAUAUCCUCGUGCUCCCGGUAUCUACACCAAAGAACAAAUUGAAGGCUGGAAAAAAGUAACCCAAAGAGUGCAUGCUAAGGGUGGUAUUAUCUUUUUGCAACUCUGGCAUAUUGGUCGUGCUGCCAUGUCUGCCAACAUUGGCGAGCAACCUGUUAGUGCCUCUGAUAUUGCCAUCGAGGGUGUCAAUCUUCUCGGUCUUCCUCAAGAGAAGCCUAGAGCUCUCUCCAUUCCUGAUAUCAAGGAGAUUGUUGGUCAAUACCGUCAAGCUGCCUUGAACGCUAUCGAAGCUGGUUUUGACGGUGUUGAGAUUCACUCUGCUAAUGGCUACUUGCUUGAUCAAUUCCUCAACACAUCUUCCAACAAGCGUACUGACAUCUACGGUGGCUCUGCUGAGAACCGUUGUCGUUUCCCUCUUGAAGUCGUUGAUGCUGUCAUUGAUGCUGUAGGUGCUGAGCGUACUGGUAUUCGUUUCUCUCCUUGGUCUGGCUUCCAAGACAUGGCUGAUGAAAAGCCCUAUGAAACUUGGGGUUUUAUCACUCAAGCUCUUCAAGAUAGACAUCCCGAUAUGGCUUACCUUGAUUUCAUUGAACCUCGUGCUGAUUUCCAAGCUGAUUCAUACGAUGAGAAGCAAGCGGAUACUCUUGAUCCCUUCAGAAAGAUCUGGAAGGGUCCCUUCAUCUCCGCUGGUGGAUACACUUACAAUACCAAAGCUGCUUUCGAUGUCGCUGAAAAGACUGGCAACAUCAUUGGUUUUGGCCGUCUCUUCAUUUCCAACCCUGAUUUAGUUGAAAGACUUCGCAACGGCUGGCCCUUGAACAAGUAUGAUCGUAACACCUUCUACACAAACGAUGCUGCUGGUUACAUUGAUUAUCCUUUCUACAAGAAGGAUUAG